ACUUGGCAUUAAGGCUGCACACGUUAACGCGUCCACAUUUAGACCUAUUCGUCUGAUCUUCCGUAUUCCUCAUCAGGCUCGCUUUGUGCUUUUCUAACGCCCCAGGGGCACUGACCAGGGAAAAUGAUGGCGCCGGAGCCGCUGAAAUCGGCGAUGACCAUCGGGAACGCGGAGGACACGUCCCUCGCGCUGCCCUCAGACACCACACUGCGCUCGGGACAAGCGCGCGUCCUCAACCAAGUGCACACCAUCAAGAGGAGCAAGUCUAAACACGGGAGGAAUGGCACCAUAUCUCCAUCUUCUCCUUCAAGUUUGACUACACUGGGGCUAUCAGAGGCAGGAACGUUUAAGUUUACCCCAUUUAAAACAAAUGGCAUGUUUACGCGCAGCAACUCUACUAUGGCACCCUUCAACAAAUCGAUGCACUCUCAGAGGUCCCGCACACUGUCAUCUAAGUCCAUUGGGGGCAGAUUCAUCAGCUCCUCAGGGGCCAUGGAGCAGCAGACCAGUCCCACUAACUGGCCUCAAACUCCAAACGGACUGAAGCCCAGCCGCAGUGACCCAGCCCUGGCUCCGCCUCUGUCUGUGGCCCCACAAUCAAACGGCAUGAGAGCCAAAGGCCAGACUGCAUCGCAGCAGACAAAAGUGAUCAGACACAGCACAUACCCCCUAAUCAAUGGAGGUCAGAUGACCAACAGCCAAACACGUAUGGGCCGCCCACCCUCUACUCAGUCCAAUCAUGAGUCCAAAACCACCAAAACCAGGACAGAGCAGAAAACUAUUGUUACAAAUGGUGUGAACACAUCAGAAAUGACUCUGAAGGAGGCUGUGGCAUUUCUGUCUCAUUCAGAAGAGAAUUUUCAACAACGAGGAGCCACUUUUAUCCAACAUAGUACCUUCAAAGAAGACCAGGCCAAACAAGAGGUUUCCCAGCUCGGUGGUAUCCCUCCUCUUGUGAGCUUGUUGCAGAGUGCCAAUUCUGGGGUAAACCAGGCUGCAGCUGGAGCACUUAGGAAUCUUGUGUUUAAAAACCAGGCCAACAAACUGGAGGUGCAAAACUGUGGGGGCAUUGGGAAAGCUCUGCAACUUCUGAAGGAGACAAACUCAACAGAGACGCAGAAGCAAAUCACAGGCCUGCUUUGGAACUUGUCCUCUUCUGAUGAGCUCAAGAAAGAACUUAUUGCGACAGCGCUGCCUGUGUUGACAGAUAAUGUAGUAGUUCCAUUCACCUGCUGGUCAGACCAAACUGCCAAUAACAACAUACAUCCGGAAGUCUUCUACAACGCCACAGGCUGCCUGAGAAACUUGAGCUGUGCCCAGAAAAGUGAAAGGGAUGCAAUGAGAACAUGCCCCGGUCUUAUCGACUCUCUGGUCAGCUACACUCAGUCCUGUGUGGCAGAGGAAAACCCAGAUGACAAGUCUGUGGAGAACUCUACAUGUAUCCUCCAUAAUUUGACCUACCAACUCGAGGCUGAGGUCCGGGAGUGCUUCGCUAAUUACUACCCUCAAGAAACAGCCCAGAAGAAAUCCCCUACCACAACAGGAUGCUUCAGUCCCAAGAGCAGCAAAGCCCAAAAAGAAUUUUCAUUUGAUCAUAAGCCGGACAGUGCCCCUUCAGGUGUGAUGUGGUUAAGCCAUCCUAAAACCAUGCAAACAUAUGUAUCUCUGUUGGGCUCGUCCCAGAAAGAUGGGACUCUGGAAGCCUGCUGCGGUGCCCUCCAGAACCUGACAGCGAGUCGAGAUGUGGGGUCUGCUGCCAUGAGUCAAAUUAUGGUUCAAAAGCUUGGACUCUUACAGUACAUGGCCCCUUUACUGAAAUCAUCUAACCAGAACUUGCAGAAGACAGCUAUGUCUUUACUGAGCAACUUGUCUAGAACCAGCUGGCUUCGGGCACCUUUGGCCAAGCAGAUUCUCCCUGAGCUUGCAAGCAAUCUAAUCAGUGGACCUCGUAAGAUGGGAAACUCUGAUGAAACAACUGCCACUGUGUGUAACAUGAUGCAGAGCCUGAUAUCAACAGACCCUGAGGCGGGAAAGAGGGCCCUCAGCUCUGAGCUAAUAUCAGCAGUGGCUGACCUCAGUGAAGAUGGGUCAUACCCCAAAGGCAGCAAAGCAGCAGCCCUUUUGCUCUACAGUUUGUGGAAUGAUAAGAGUCUUCAGGGAACUCUUAAAAAGUUGGGCUUUACCAAAGCACUUUUUGUCAAUGAAAACACAACAGCAGUUCAUAAGUCUAAUCAAGUCAUCGACUAAUUCAGCUGGAGCAGUGUGUAGGUCUGGAAGGUUGGACCCCCCUGUAUAUGCAGCAGAUUUAACCAAGAACUUUUUCUUUGAAAAGGACUGUACUUUGUAUUGUGUUUGUGCAUGCUCACUGAUGCCCCUCUGGCUGGCUUAUUAUAAAUGCAUUGUAUCAUAUUGUGUAAAUAUUCUGUCAAAAAGUAAUGUGCUCCAUUACUAAUGACCCCAAGGGGUUUUGUAUUUAAUGUGGAAAUGUUUAGUAAGUGCAGAAAAGGCUUGUGUGGUUUGAGGUCGAAUGUGUGCUGGAACUUUUAAGUCAGGUGGUCUCGAUACAUGACAGGUAGUACUGUAACACCAACGGUUGACCUAACGACUGAGACUGUGCAGCUAAUGGGAUUUGUUUGAUAGUAACCUGAGGAGGGCUACAUGCUAAAUAUAAAGACGUUCUGCAUACUUCAGAGAUAGAAUAAGUCUAGUUGAUGCCGACCCAGCCCGGGUUUCAUUUAACUAAAUGGCUGAUGCAUCUGGAUAAUCAACAUGGACUAAGAUUAGGUCUAAUUUAUUGUUGACUCUAAGCGUCACUUUUUAAUGGCCGAGACUCUUAAUGUGGCUCCAACUCAUAUCCCAAUGAAAGUGUUUAGACAAUAUGCACCUGACCUAAAAAAUAUGCAUUCUGUGAAGAGGGUGGCCUCUCCACAGAUAUGACCUGUAACUUGGUCUGGUUGUGCCACCUUUGUCUCCAUAAAGAUAAAUACGUUUUAUGCCAUACUGUGGAACAUUCGAGGAAAAGCAGAAACGUCUCCAUGGAGACAAGCAGGUGGCAGACCCUCCACCAGAAAAGUUACAUAGUACACCUUUAAGAGUAAUGUCUUAAUAUAAUUAAUAUAAACACUAAGGACCAGAGCUGGGCAUGAAGUCUUUCCCAGCAUAUAACUGUGUUACUUUUUGAAUGUGCAGUAUAUAAUCUUGUAUUAGGCAGAAUGUUUCCAUUUACUACUCACAAUUCAAACAUAUGGUAAUAGCAAUAACAUUGUCAGCUGGUUUUUCACUUGUUCAUUUUAAUAUUCACUUGGUUGUGGUUCAGCUUUUUCAAUAUACAUCCGGUUGUUUAAAAUAUAAAUGCUUUUAUAUAUUUUUUUCUAUCAUGUUUGUUCAGUGGUUUGUUGUUUAAGGGUCAAGAAAUAUUGGAAUUAUAGAGCUCAAUGGCCAAAAUCUAAUUUUCGUAAUGAAGUUUGUAUUUGUCUUAUAAUCAGAUGUUUUAUUUCAAGCAGAUGUGAUUGGCUCAAGUUCAUCCAUUGAAACAUGUUCAUUAGCUUAAAAUACACACAUUUUGUUAGGUCAGAUUUAGAUAAAACAUUGACACUUAAACUGUGCACAGAAUUUGACAGUAGGUAUGUAUUGAUCAAUGCUACUGUCUGUCAGUAUUGCUUACAAUGCAUUUGAGUAGUGCGUAUGUAAUGUAUAAUUAAGAGGAUUCCCUGGCACAAGUCUGUACAUGGUAUACUUUACUUACAUGCGCUGUUAUUUGUAUUGUGAUGUAAUGUGUAAAUGUGUGUUAACAAAAACAAUGUAUGUGACACAGACUGGAGUUUGAUACUAUAUUAUGUAACGUAUUGCCAUAAACAUUGCCUAAACAACUAAUAAAAGUUUGAACAAUGCCUUAAAGCAGAGUUCUAGUGGUGUGUGA
This is a messenger RNA of Periophthalmus magnuspinnatus, 3919 nucleotides long. It is a transcript of the gene pkp1a, whose product is annotated as plakophilin-1. Gene Ontology annotation, molecular function: cadherin binding. Lineage: Eukaryota; Metazoa; Chordata; Actinopteri; Gobiiformes; Gobiidae. Gene Ontology annotation, cellular component: adherens junction; cytoplasm; plasma membrane. The transcript is spliced from 14 exons. The record is from RefSeq and is a predicted model, not a curated record. The coding region runs from base 124 to 2247 and encodes 707 amino acids. Gene Ontology annotation, biological process: cell-cell junction assembly; intermediate filament bundle assembly; cell-cell adhesion.